Haliotis rubra (blacklip abalone) is the source of this 2789-nucleotide messenger RNA. RefSeq names its product N-acetylgalactosaminyltransferase 7-like. Gene Ontology annotation, cellular component: Golgi apparatus. The record is from RefSeq and is a predicted model, not a curated record. Lineage: Eukaryota; Metazoa; Mollusca; Gastropoda; Lepetellida; Haliotidae. The transcript is spliced from 13 exons. The coding region runs from base 233 to 2065 and encodes 610 amino acids.
AAGUCCAAUCGCCUCGGUUAACAAAUGACCCGGUCAAUGAAAUGGGGUACAUAGGAGGGAGCUUGCGGGGUAUCAGGUUUCCAUUGUAUAUACGAAUGCACUUGUUAACACACAUUACUUAUAUCAUAAAUGUGUCCUUUUACUUCGAAUCUAAACAAUAUAUUCAAUUCGAAAAUGAGAAAUAUUCGAACGUCAUUCUAGGCAAGCGACCAGUAUCAGAAAGCCAUACCAGAUGUUGCUAUGGUUCUGGAGGAGAGGCCGCCUGAAGGUUGCUAUUUUCACUUGUCUUGUAAUUGCUGUAUGGAUGAUAACAAGUGGACACAAGGAUUUAAACGACCUUGAAAAACACAACCAUGACCCCUACAGACCUCGUAUGGUCAAGCUUUCGGCGAAAGAAGCACGUGUACAAAAACAGCCAAAAGAGCAGGGUCAGGAACUUCUGCAGGAUCUGCCCAAUGAGGAGAAGGAUGUUCCAAGGGUGGACAACUCUGGGGCUGUGUUCAAGAAGGGAGAACUUGGAAAUUAUGAACCAACUAUAAAAGAAGUGCGCUCUGGACCAGGGGAAAAUGGAGCAGCGGUUUAUUUGAAAACACCUGACGAAGAGUCCAUUAAAAAGUACGGAUGUGAUAUGAGUGUGAGCGACAAGAUAUCACUGGACCGAUCCAUCCCUGACACAAGGGACACAGAGUGCAAGUUUUGGCAUUAUCCCACCAAUCUUCCGAGUGCCUCGGUGGUGGUCGUAUUCUACAAUGAAGGCAACAGCACCCUCCUGAGGACUGUCCACAGCAUCAUCAACCGCUCCCCGCCAUCCCUCCUGAAGGAAGUGGUCCUCGUGGACGACGGCAGCACCGUUGAUCACCUGAAGGCUCCAUUAGAAUCCUACAUUCAGCGUUUCAAUGGCUUGGUCAAAUUGUACCGGAACAAAGACAGGCUUGGGCUCAUAGGUGCCCGGAUGAGGGGAGCAAGGGAGGCUACCGCAGAUGUCUUUGUUGUACUGGACUCACACUGUGAAUGCAAUGUGAACUGGUUACCUCCCUUGUUACAUAGAAUAGCUCUCAAUAGGAACACCUUAGCUCUGCCAACUGUCGACUACAUCAAAUAUUCCGACUUGCUUUACUUUCCAUUGCCGUCACUCGACCAACAAAAGGGCGUGUUUGAUUGGGGCUUUAACUACAAGCAGAUACCACUAACAGCCGAAGAGAAAGCCAGAAAGAAAUACCCAACGGAACCUCAUAAAUCUCCAACGCAUGCAGGAGGCCUUUUUGCGAUGAACCGCGAGUAUUUCCAUGAAAUUGGCGGGUAUGAUCCCAAUCUCCAUGUUUGGGGUGGUGAAAACUUUCAGCUGUCUUUCAAGGUAUGGAUGUGUGGGGGUCAGAUAGAGUGGGUACCGUGCUCCAGGGUGGGACAUAUCUACCACCCCUACAUGCCCUACAGCGUCAACAUCGUCUCCACAGACAAAAUCAAAAUACCCGUAAUACGUCAUAACUAUAUUCGAGUGGCCGAAGGUUGGAUGGAUGAAUAUAAGGAAAACUUUUACAUACGGGAACCUGACUUACGUGGCUACCACGUGGACGUGUCUGACCAAUGGGAGCUGAGACGGAAGCUCCGCUGUAAAAGCUUCAAGUGGUACAUCGAGAAUGUCGCCCCUGACAUGUUGAUGUACUUUCCUCAGCUUCUACCAAAUAUACAGUGGGGCAUGAUACGUCUUAAGGGCACAAACAGUUGUCUGUGGAAAGAUAACAGAAAUGCAAAGAUGGCAGCCUGUGAUGGUCGAGCGGAAGAGAUAUUUCGUCGGAAUACUAAAGGACAAAUAGCUCAUGGCGAAGUUUGUAUAUCAGCGAAAGUACAGGCGCCAUUUAGACUGAGGUUCACGCGUUGCGCAGGCCCUGAUAAUGAACCAUGGAACUGGAUUGAGGACACAAAUCAAAUAAAACAUACAGAGAAAGAUCUUUGCAUGAAGGGGUCAUCUACAUCCGGGGAUGUUGUGUUGGCGCCAUGUGAUGAAACCAGUAUGGACCAGAAAUGGACAGUUGAGGCAUACUAUUCCUGGAAGAAGAACACGUGACACGUCACUUCACAUGUCCCACAAAUAUCUGAAGACUGAAGGUACUACACGGAACCGUUCCUGUGAAGGCCAAUUCCUUCAGAGGAAACACCUGGCCUGUCGAGAGAGUCUUGUAACCUAUCGUAUUUCUCCGUGGACAAAUAAGACAGAGUGUCUUGGUUGACAACUCUCCACUUCCAUUGCUUACAUUCAAAGCUAAACAUGAAGACAGAUUAUUAAAACAUGAAUCUUUAUUUUCUAACAAACCACAUAAAGAUAAUUUAUCAUGUCAACUUCUUUAUUUUAGGAACACGACGUUUCGGAGUAUAUUCAAACCCCUCCAUCCUUAUCUAGGAAAAAGAUAGCUCUAUAAGGGAAGCCAGUAGUUAUUUGGCUGAUUGUUAACAGCAGUGGACAAAUAUAAGCCAAGGGUUAAUCCAGGCAUCAAUGAUGAGGCAACAAUGAUGGUACUUAACAAGGAAAUCCGAUGAUUACGACACGGAUUGGUAAUGGCAAUAAACAUAAUUUAUUUUGUAUAUCAGGGUCCCUUCAUAAUAUAAACUGUAUUGAGUUUAUAUGUACAUGCUGAUGUUUACAUAACGUAAUGUUACUGUGAAAAUAUGCCAUUGCAUGUCCAGUGAUUACAGUUGUAACAAACUUGACAUGUUUGCUUUAAAUCUGUAAAUUGUAAAUAUUUAAUCUCCGACACACCUGAAUAAAUAUAACGAGUAGGUCAUAAGUAGUA